Messenger RNA from Suncus etruscus (white-toothed pygmy shrew), 2614 nucleotides. It is a transcript of the gene TPX2, whose product is annotated as TPX2 microtubule nucleation factor. The transcript has 17 exons. Gene Ontology annotation, cellular component: microtubule; spindle. Lineage: Eukaryota; Metazoa; Chordata; Mammalia; Eulipotyphla; Soricidae. Gene Ontology annotation, biological process: regulation of mitotic spindle organization; activation of protein kinase activity. The record is from RefSeq and is a predicted model, not a curated record. Bases 217 to 2439 code for a protein of 740 amino acids.
CGUCGUCGGGAGCGCGUCGGCCGGCGAGCUGCGGAGCCAGCGCGGGCGCGGAGCUAGUUGAGCCGCCUUCUCCCCUUCUCUUCCGAGUUUGGAGGUGCCUUUUCCUGACUUGGGGGGCUGUCGUUUUCGUCGUCGCCUUCGGCCUCGAAGGCGAUUUGUUUGGAAGAGUGACAACAAAUAUUGGCAAAUACCUGUUUUGUGCCAGAGGGGAAGACAAUGUCAGAGCUGAAAACCUCUUAUUCCUAUGAUGCGCCCUCAGACUUCAUCAAUUUUACAUCUUUGGAUGUUGAAGAAGAUACUGAAAACAUAGAUUCUUGGUUUGAUGAGAAGGCCAAUUUGGAGAAUAGGAUAUCGGGGAAUAAAUGGGCAAGAAUUUUUCAGAGCAAAACUCCUUUGAAAAAGACUAAUCUCCAGCAAGCUCUUCUUACUCCUUUGAGAUCAGUUGACAAUACUUCUAAAGAGAUAGAUAAAGAAAAUCUGGUGGAGGAUCCCAUUUCAUCAAAUUCUUGUUCUUCUUUGAAAGUCAAGGCAACUAGGACAAGAAAUACUCCAACCCAACCUCAGAGAAGAUCUAUUAGACUUUCUGCUCAGAAGGAUUUGGAACAGAAAGAAAAACAACAUGUAAAAAUGAAAGCCAAGAGAUGUGCUACUCCUGUAAUCCAUGAAAUUCCACCCACCAAGAAAAUGAAAGUUUCUAAUAACAAAAUGAAGCCAGAGGAAGAUGGUAGUGCUCAAGAUAUUUCUCAGAAGAAUGAAUCUUUCCAAGAGAAAGCCAAAGGCAAACAAGGAAGUUUGCCUUUGAGACAGAAAGUUCUAAAAAGUACGGAGGAGCAAGAGUUGGAAAUGAGAAUGAAGAUGCAGCAGGACGUGAUGGAGAUGCGGAAAAAGAAUGAAGAAUUCAAGAAAAUUGCUCUUGCAGGAACAGGACAGUCUUUGAAGAAACCAGUGAGCCAGGUAACCAAAGCAGUUGACUUCCAUUUUCGCACAGAUGAGCGAAUUAAACAGCAUCCUAAGAACCAGGAAGAAUAUAAGGAAGUAAACUUUACAUCUGAACUGCGGAAGCAUCCUUCAUCUCCUGCUCGAGUAUCUAAAGGAUGCACCAUUAUUAAGCCUUUCAACCUGUCCCAUGGAAAGAAAAGAACAUUUGAAGAAGCAGCUUCUACAUAUGUGCCUCUUGCACAGCAGGUCGAAGCCUUCCACAAACGAACCCCUAACAGAUACCACUUAAGGAGUAAGAAGGAUGAUGUUGCUCUGUUGCCUUCUAAACCUGUUGUGGCUAAGAUCUGCAAAGACCCACAGACGCCUGUACUGCAAACCAAACACCGUGCAAGGCCUGUCACUUACAAAAGUGCAGCGGAACAAGAGAUUGAGGAAUUGGAGAAAAUACGACAAUACAAGUUCAAAGCACGGGAACUUGAUUCCAAGAUUUUUGAAAGUGGGCCCAACCUGCCUAAAAUGCCUGUGAAACCACCUACCCAGCCUGUUGGCUUUGAUUUGGAAAUUGAGAAAAGAAUCCAGGAACGAGAGUCAAAGAAGAAGUCGGAGGACGAACACUUUGAAUUUCAUUCCAGACCUUGCCCCUCUAAGAUCUUUGAGGAUGUUGUGGGUGUUCCUGAAAAGAAAGUCCUUCCAAUCACUGUUCCCAAGUCACCAGCCUUUGCGUUGAAGAACAGAAUGAGAAUACUCACUAAAGAAGAUGAAAAAGAACAGGAGCCCGCAGUGAUAAGAGCUCAACCUAUGCCGCAUUACGGGGUGCCUUUUAAGCCACAAAAUCCAGAGACAAGAACUGUGGAAAUAUGCCCUUUCUCUUUUGAUUCUCGAGACAAAGAACGUCAGUUACAAAAGGAAAAGAAAAUUAAAGAACUGUUGAAAGCAGAGGAGAUGCCUAAAUUCAAGGCACAUCCUUUGCCUUAUUUUGACACUAUUAACCUACCAGAGAAGAAGGUGAAGAAUGCAACCCAGAUUGAGCCUUUUAGCUUGGAGACGGACAAAAGAGGUGCUCUGAAGGCACAGACUUGGAAACAUCAGCUGGAAGAAGAACAAAAGCAGCAGAAAGAAGCAACUUGUUUCAAGGCUCGACCAAACAACAUCAUCUCCCAGGAGCCCUUUGUUCCCAAGAAAGAAAACAAAAAACUUGCUGAGAACCUUUCUGGUUCUCUAGUUCAGGAACCUUUCCAGCUCGCCACUGAGAGGAGAGCUAAGGAGUGGCAGGAACUGGAGAAGAAAAUGGCAGAAGCCGAAGCCCAGAAAGCCCAGCAGUUGGAGGAGAUCAGGCAACAGGAAGAAGAACAAGAGAAGGAAGAGCUGGCCAGGAUACGGAAAACACUGGUGCACAAAGCCAAUCCAAUCCGAAAGUACCAGGGCGUGGAGAUAAAGUCCAGCGACAAGCCUCUGACGGUGCCUGUGUCUCCCAAGUUCUCUACACGGUUCCAGUGUUAAACUGCUGCAGACACCACCUCAGAACAGGAAAUGCUCUUUACAUCAAGUCCGGAGCUUUCUUUCAAUGCUACAAGGGCAUGGAGAGAACUCAUUUCUGCAAAUUUAACCUACAUAUCCAGCGGAGCAUCCCUGACAACUUUGGACUCCAGCUUUUUAUUCUUGAAGCAAAUAAAUA